CAAACGUAAAAGCUCAAGCGUUCACACUUCUAAAAAAACCGUAACAACCAAAUCCAAACACUACACCAUCAUCCAUGGGAAUCAGCCCCGUCCCGUUUUUCGCUCAGGAAGACUACUCACACUUCUACAACCUAUUUGCAGACACAGACACCAACAAGAGAAAGCGUAACAGUAAAGAAGACGAAGGAGGAGGUGCAGAACAAAAUGGUGAUAGUGGUAUCGUCAAGGACUUACUUGCUUCGCUCAUGCUUUUGGAAGAGGAAGAAACCAGAGAGCAGCAAAACAGAAUGCUUGAGUCCCAACAACAACGCGACAUGUUAAAAGCCAGCUUCCAGAACCAGGCCAGGGCCAUGGAAACCUACAAGGCCCAAUUCGAAGCCCAUUACGCCCAAUCGGAAGACCUCCAAAUUAAAAUAACCAAAAAGGCCCGUCGCACGGCUGCUGCAGCUGCCGGUUCGGUUAUUCUAGACGAGGCCGGUUCGGUUCGAGCCGAGGUUCCUCCUCAAACCGGUUCGACGGUUCAGCGGAGGAUGUGGGUGAGGGACCGGUCGAAGGACUGGUGGGAGCGGAUCAGCCGGGAGGACUUCCCGGAGGAGGAGUUCCGGCGGUGGUUCCGGAUGAGCAGAAGCACGUUCGACAUGAUCUGCGACGAGCUCGACGCGGUGGUGACGAAGAAAAACACGAUGCUCCGCGACGCGAUUCCGGUGAGGCAGCGCGUGGCCGUCUGCAUCUGGCGCCUGGCCACUGGCGACCCACUCCGGGAGGUGUCGAAAAGGUUCGGGUUGGGGAUAUCCACGUGUCACAAACUCGUGCUCGAAGUGUGCUACGCGAUACGCACCGUUUUGAUGCCGAAGUUUCUGCAGUGGCCGAGCGAGGAAAAGAUGAAGCGCAUCAAGGAAGAGUUCGAGGGGUUGUCGGGAAUACAGAACGUGGGAGGCGCAAUGUACACGACGCACGUGCCAAUAAUCGCUCCGAAAAUAAGCGUGUCGGCGUAUUUUAACAAGCGGCACACGGAGCGGAACCAGAAAACGAGUUACUCGGUAACGGUUCAGGGCGUGGUUGAUUCGAGAGGUGUUUUCAGCGACGUGUGCAUUGGUUGGCCGGGUUCGAUGCCCGACGAUGAGGUUCUGGAGAAAAGCGCGUUGUUUCAGAGAGCCAACAGUGGGAAUUUGAGGGACGUUUGGAUCGUGGGAAACUCUGGGCACCCUCUGAUGGACUGGGUGCUGGUUCCCUACACGCACCCUAACCUGACGUGGACGCAGCACGCUUUUAACGAGAAGAUUGAGGAGAUUCAGGGCACUGCCAAACGGGCCUUUGCGAAGCUAAAAGCGCGGUGGGGGUGUUUGCAGAAGAGGACUGAGGUGAAGCUUCAGGACUUGCCGGUGGUGCUAGGCGCGUGCUGUGUUCUGCAUAACAUUUGUGAGAUGAGGAAUGAAGAGAUGGAUGGUGAGUGGGGGUUUGAGCUUUUUGACGACGAGAUGGUGCCGGAGAACUCCAUUCGCUCUGCAACUUCCAUGCAGGCCAGAGACCACAUUGCCCACCAUUUGCUCCACCAUGCUCGCGCCGGCACUGCCUUCUUGUAACUCUACCUUCUUCUUCUUCUUCUACUACCUUAUUCUUUUUGGCUAUGUUGCAGUAGUCACGUUAAUUAACAAAGAGAGAAGCAUAUUAAUUUCA
Vigna umbellata (rice bean) is the source of this 1677-nucleotide messenger RNA. NCBI's taxonomy places the organism in Eukaryota, Viridiplantae, Streptophyta, Magnoliopsida, Fabales, Fabaceae. The record is from RefSeq and is a predicted model, not a curated record.